Messenger RNA from Micropterus dolomieu (smallmouth bass), 752 nucleotides. It is a transcript of the gene ufm1, whose product is annotated as ubiquitin-fold modifier 1. The record is from RefSeq and is a predicted model, not a curated record. The transcript has 6 exons. NCBI's taxonomy places the organism in Eukaryota, Metazoa, Chordata, Actinopteri, Centrarchiformes, Centrarchidae. Gene Ontology annotation, cellular component: nucleus; cytoplasm. Gene Ontology annotation, biological process: protein K69-linked ufmylation. The coding region runs from base 74 to 346 and encodes 90 amino acids.
CGUGUAUGUACGGGUCCUUCGGACUUCCGGGUGUGUAUAAACAGAUCGCAAACGGAGUUGCCUCUCUCUAAAGAUGUCUAAAGUAACGUUUAAAAUCACCCUGACGUCGGAUCCCCGGCUGCCAUACAAAGUACUAAGUGUACCAGAGAGCACCCCAUUCACAGCAGUGUUGAAGUUUGCAGCUGAGGAGUUCAAAGUACCAUCAGCAACCAGUGCAAUAAUAACAAAUGACUUUGCAGACGGAAUAGGAAUCAACCCUGCCCAGACAGCAGGGAAUGUGUUUCUAAAACAUGGCUCUGAACUUCGCAUCAUUCCCAGAGACAGAGUGGGAGGACAGGGACACUGAUGCUGCUUUUUCCUUGUUGACGGCAUAAUGACUCACCCGGCAGAAUCACGUAACACUUGAGACCCAGGAAACACCCCAGCGUGUGUCAUAUUUAUUUUCUGGCCCACAACUGACAGUGACUCACAUGAGAAUAUAUAUAUUUAAACGUGAUGAUGACAUGCGCGCACACUUGCAUGCUCCCUGCUUCUUCAUUCUCAGUCAAGUUAUACUUUUUGCUGUAAGUUUAGCUGCAUCAAAAGAUUGUAGGGACAUUACCCAGAGGCGAUGAGUAAUUAAUCAACAUAAACACAGCAGUUGCAUCCUGGGAAAGAUUUUAGCUAAGAUUAACAAACAACUGAGUCAACAGUUAUAGCUUUUGUAUCUUUGUAAAUGACAAUAAACAGUCAGGAUGGCUAACGACAACACA